UGCAAAGUCUGUCUCUUCCUCCUUUGUACCUAUUCAAACAUUACCGGAACAAGCAGAGCUGAGACAAUUAAUCACUUCUUUUGACAGUAUUGACGAUGCAAGAUACUUUGCUGCGAAUGCUUGUGCUGGCUCUGGGUCUCCUGACGAUGGAUGACCCCAGGAUUGAGGAAAGGGAUGAUAUCACAACAAUGGGCCUGCAAGAGCUAGAAGAGAUGCUGCUGAGAGGAAGAGAGAAACUGGACCACGAAAUGGUACCUGUCAGUGAGGAAACUGCACAUACGGACAGCAGAGGGCCUUGGGAUGAUCAACAUGAUACUGAAGAAGAUAAAAUGUCAGUCCUAGAAGAUGUGACUAUCACCAAACAGGAUUCAAAGGAAGAUGAUCGUGACUCACAAGGAGGGGAACAUUUUGUAGCAAAUUUGGAUCCACAAAAUCCCAAAAGUGAACCCGAGACCACUCUGAAGACAACACAAAUUGACCAGGAGCAAAACAGAAACUUACAGCUGGACAUGAAGAGUAAAGAGGGAGAAGACAUCCAGACUGAUAGCACUUUUAGAGACCCUAGCAGACAAGGGCAACAAGAAAACCCUGUGGGGAAGGAGGUGAAGAAGAAAACUUGUGCGACAUAUUUCCAUAAGGGCCGUGCUCGUCUUCUUUGCAUCUCUGAACAUGGAACUUUAGAAAUGCCCCAUGACGACUGGGAAUAUCUCUGGUACAUAUGGAACACACUCUCCAUCAUUUUCAUGGUCCGCUUCUUUAGGAAAUACCUUAGGAGAAACUCCCAAGUGAAACUAGAAGAAACCAGGGUCCUCCCAGUGAAAUGCAGAGCAGCUGAGGUGCCGCUACCAGACAGUGACACUCUGCAGCGAUUUUAUUCUAAAUGUAUUCAAGUUUCAUCCGAUAACAAGUGGAAGGAUUUUUUGGAAGGCUUUGCAAAUGAUCUUCUGGAGGCAAUGAGGACUGUCUGUGAUAGAAAUGACAGUAUGGUGAUUGAGGACUUUCAGGUGGUGGAUGGGUGUGACAUCAUCAUCCCAUUUAACCCACCUGACCCCUUUAGUUUUCAGUGUCUGCUCUGGAACAAUCAGGCAAGUGACGUGCUGCCAGAUAUGCAAGCCUGUGGUCAAAUCAAACUGGUGGAAAAUAAGAAAAUACAAACUGGCUGCCCUUGUCAGUCUCCUAAUUCAGAUGAUAUGGUGUGCUUGCUUCACUGUGAGAGUGAAAAAGUAAAGACGAAAAUCACUGAUGCACACAAUGGUCUACUUUGCAUGAAGAACUCCCCGUUCCUGUCAAAAUCACAGGUGACCAGGUGGUUUCAGAGCACUAUCAAACAGGCCUGGGAUCAGAUUUCACAUAAGUAUGAGUUUGAACUGAACAUUCGCUACGUCAGUGCUCCAGGUGCUCUGGUAGUUCGAUUCAGAUCAGGAAAGAAGAUCAUCUUCAAUAUGAAUCCUGUGGUUGAAGUCUGCACUGAUGCCCAUUUCUUCAUUACUCCUUGCUCCCCAAACAACUUGGACACUUUCUGGACACUCUCCCUGACCAACUAUGAAGAUCGUUUUUUAGAAAACAUCUCUAAACACCUGCCUAAAAAUGCAUGCCACAGUCAAACUCUUGAAAUUGCACAUUUCCUUCACAAAAGACAGACAGCACUGUCCGGGAGAAGUGAGCUCAAAGAGUUUCAUUUCAAAAUUGCACUAAUGCAUCUGCUUUUGACUAAAGACCCAUCGCAGUGGAAACCCAGCCAUGUGGCUUGUAGGCUAAGAGACUUACUGGCCUUCAUGGAGAAAAGCCUUGAGAAGAAGCUCCUGCACCAUGUUCUUAUUGGGAACCCUUUAACUCAGAGCAUUAUUGAACUUCCUGCUGAGUUUACUCAAGCAAAGACAGUGAAUCUCUUCCAUCCCCUUGUGGUGCACAACUGUAUCUACAGAGACACUGUUACACAUUUUCAGGAAAUGCUUAGAAAUGCACACAUGCUGAUACAGGAUUAUGUUGAGUGCAGUGACAGUUGUUCCAUUUAGAAAAAUGUUAGCUGACUUUGUUUAUGGCAAUAAAUUAGUUAUGCCAUUGCUUCUUGCAAGGAUAUAGGUUGUUUGAGGUUUGGGGGCUGCAUCCAGAAAAUUUGAGUCUCAAACACUUAAUUUUCUGCUUUCAGUUUAUACAGCGAAUAACUUCAUGGUGUAGGGCCUUGUCAGUAUAUUCCUCUGCUUCAGGUUUUAAUGAGGGGACAAAUAGAUAUGUACAGAACAAAAGAAAAGCCAAAAAGAUUAAAGAGCGAUAAAAAAAAAAAAAAA
Molecule: messenger RNA, 2288 nt
Organism: Plectropomus leopardus (leopard coralgrouper)
Lineage: Eukaryota; Metazoa; Chordata; Actinopteri; Perciformes; Serranidae
Product: inositol 1,4,5-trisphosphate receptor-interacting protein
Cellular component (GO): membrane
Source: RefSeq, a predicted model, not a curated record